Molecule: messenger RNA, 2763 nt
Organism: Pyricularia pennisetigena
Lineage: Eukaryota; Fungi; Ascomycota; Sordariomycetes; Magnaporthales; Pyriculariaceae
Exons: 3
Coding region: 1-2763 (920 amino acids)
Biological process (GO): mismatch repair
Cellular component (GO): mismatch repair complex
Molecular function (GO): ATP binding; ATP hydrolysis activity; ATP-dependent DNA damage sensor activity
Source: RefSeq, a predicted model, not a curated record
AUGUCCAUCAAACCUCUGCCGCCCGAGGUGGUUGCUCAAGUGAAAUCAUCUUCGGUCAUAACGUCCUUGAACGGCGUGGCACUGGGACUCCUCCGCAAUUCUCUUGAUGCCAAUGCAACCAAGGUCAACCUAUCAGUUGACUAUCGGCUGGGGAAUUGUAUAGUCGAGGACAAUGGCUUCGGAAUCCCCGAAACCGAGUUCCGGGAUACUGGAGGACUGGGGAAGCUUCACUUGACUUCCCACCAUCAGAGACAGAACUCCCACGCCACCCUCGUUAUUCACAAUUCGGAGUUUAUUUCACGCCACAUACCUGCUCUUCCAGAGCAGAGGAUCCUGGUCUUCCCCCAUGGCACCAGAGUCACUGUUCGGGACCUGUUUGGGUCGAUGCCUGUCCGGGUAAAGCAGCGAGCGCUCGAGGCGGCCCGGACAGGCUCCGGCCGCGACUGGGGUCAGCUGGUCCGGAUGGUAGUUUCGCUGCUUCUUGGCUUCUCAGGCAUCACUGUUGUCACGCUACGCGACCUGCGAUCGACUCGAGUCUUAACUUUGAAAUCCGAUAGUAGCAGCUUGGUAUCCAGAACAUCUCGCAUACUCUCCAGGGCUUCACUAUGGGACAACCCUGACGCUGCUGGAUGGGUGCCGCUCAGUGCCUCUUCCUCGGGCAUUACUAUAAAUGGAUGUAUUUCGCUUGCUCCUGCGCCUUCCAAAAAGAUGCAAUUCGUUACACUUGACAUGGAGCCCAUCUCUGAUGAGCUCAAGUCGAAUGUGCUCUUUGACGAGAUCAACAAAGUCUUUGCCAACUCUCGGUUUGGAUUUAUUGAAGAUUUGGACCUUCACAAACCAACAUCGGCUGAAAAAAUUGAGGCUGUGGUUCCGAACGAGAGCAACAGAGCCAGAAAAGGAAUCGACCGAUGGCCGGUUUUCUAUCUCAGGAUAUCACUGCAGGGAUGUAUUCCGAAUCCUACAACAGCCUCCAAAGAUGCAGUCCUGGACAGUGGUCAUGACGCCUUACCUAAAAUUCUGGAUCUCCUUAAAGCAAUGUUCUAUGCCUUUCUCAAAAAACACAACUUUUGUCCACAUAAGGUCAACCUUUCUGGUAGAACAUCUCGCACGUCUCCAGUCAAACGCCAGCGACUGACAGAGCGCUCGCAGAGCCAAACGACUCCAUCUUCAUCGAACAAUCGCCCUGGGAGUGCACAUGUAGGAGUGUCCGAGAAGACGAAAACCCCUGGCAUCUCACUUUCGAGAAGUCUGAUCUCCGAUUUGCACUCGCAAACCCCUGGUUCUACCGACAGUUUGGCUUAUUCACCAACGAGCGCAAUGCCAAAACAUGUCGUAACUACUCGCCCACCAAAAGUUGCUGAUACACGGAGUCCGACAAUUCAAGGGCCUGUUACUGGAACUGAGGACAUCGCGAUGCACCACAGGGAGUUUGAUAAUGGGUCACCCAGCCACAUGGCGCUCAAUAAGCACCGUGCCAGCCCAGAAAUUACUCCGAGCGAGGCGCAAUGGCAGAUGUUAAAAAGUGACGGUCCAGUACCCAAAGAUUACUUUCGCAGGGAGAACCCAGCAACUAAAGUCACGUCUCUCGUAGACGCAAGAACUGGGUUUAUUAGGCAAUCGGCAAAUGAGCGGCCACGCAUAAACUGCCCUGGGAAUACGCCUGCGAUGAAGACUAAGGAAACAAAGCCGAAGGAAGCAAGCCCUUGGCUCAAAAAUCUUCUCACAAUGUGGGAAAACCCCGUUUUUGAGACAACCAACGCUGCGAUACCUCGCCUGGCUGACACUAACGCUGGGUAUGGAGAUGUAACGUUCAAGCAAAGUGGAUGCUCGUUAAGCCUCGGACGCCAAGGAGACAGAGAGUCUUUAGUACUGGAAGGGCGCUUUUCCAAGUCAAGCCUGCAGCAUUGUGAAGUGGUGUCGCAGGUUGACCAAAAGUUUAUUCUCGCCAAGCUGCCGAUCUUUCGGCAUGCUGCCUGCCCAGAUGGACAAACUGCCUUUACGCAUAAAGAAAAAGUAAAAGGAGCUCUACCGGGCUUGGCGUUGGUUAUUAUAGAUCAGCAUGCUGCAGACGAGAGAUGCCGUGUGGAGGCUUUGAUGGCCAGUUACUUCGAACUGGUUGACGAUUCCAGUGGCAAUGCAACGCCGAGUCCCGUAACGGAAAUGCUCUCGACCCCAGUCGUUGUUGAUUUGACCUGUCAGGAGUGUGAUUUAUUAGAGCGAUUUAUUCCCCAUUUUCGACGAUGGGGUAUCUGGUACGAAAUGAUACCCGUCACUCAGCCAGCUAUGGCGAUAACAGAGGCAGGCAGAAAGGGUGCCGAUGACGGGCCAAAUCGUCCGAAGCGAGUCUGCAUUAAAAGACUACCUCCAUCUAUCCUGGAGAGAUGUUGCUCAGAACCCAAUUUGCUGGUUGAGCUUUUGAGAAAGGAGGUUUGGAGAUUAGAGGAAGAUGAGACGAUAUCUCGAGCAGCCUUGUCCACAGCGGGGAAAGCUAGCCUGCUUGAUGGUUCCGACGAGGCAGAAAACAGAUGGGUUGCCUGGUUUCAUGGGUGCCCGCCCGGAAUCCUGGAACUUAUCAAUUCGAGAGCAUGCAGGAGUGCCAUAAUGUUUGGUGAUCCCCUUUUGACUGAGGACUGCCGUCACCUACUUGAUCGCCUUGCAAAGUGUGUAUUUCCUUUCCAAUGUGCCCAUGGACGUCCAUCAAUGGUUCCUCUACUGGAGCUUGGUAAUGAUCUGCCUGGUUGCGACAACUCUGAUAUCUGGUAA